AUGUCACUGGUGCAAUAUUCUGACUCCGAGUCAGAUGCAGAUAAGCCCGCAUCACCUCCAGCCAAGAAACCCCGCCGUGACCCUCCAUCCCGGGCCCACGCGCUCCCGCCGCUACCACCUGCAUUUCACGACCUCUACGCCUCCAGCACGCGCGUCAGCGUAAACGACGACCCCAGCCUCCACGGCGGCCGGAAACGCGUCAUUCCCCACGUGGAAGGCAACUGGCCGACACACGUCUACCUGGAAUGUGUGUACGCCCCGCCCUCGCGUUCUUUCGCAGCUGAGAGAGCAGCAAUAGCUAAUAGUAAAGUCACAGGGUACCCAGCCAAGGACGAGCUCGCGCUCCUUGCAGACCUCCUCGCCCGGGCCGAGGAGUCGGCAAAGCUGGGCGAUGGCAGCGAUGGUUCCAGUACCCCGCGCCUGCGCAGCCUUUUGCACAGCGAUCUGGGCGCCCAGCUCCCGCUGCACAUCAGCCUGUCCGCCCCCGUAGUGCUGCGGACUGACCAGCGCGCCUCAUUCACCGAGGCCCUCACGACGUCCAUCCGAGAUUCGCACAUUCCACCCUUCACCGUUACCCCGGACGCCCUGCAAUGGGUAUCCAAUCACGAGCGCACGCGCUGGUUCCUGGUGCUCCACGUCGCACAAUCGGCCGGCGACGGUCUGACACGCCUGCUCACGCUAUCUAACCGCGCCCUAGCUGCCUUCGACCAACCGCCGCUCUACACGACACCCUCGAGUGACGCCCGCCCGUCCCGUGCGCCGGUCGCACAUGACCGCAGCCGUGGUGCGGCUGGGCCUGCUGGGUACCACUCGGACAGUUUUCAUGUCUCUCUAGCGUGGAGCUUGGAUGGGCCUAGCAAGAUGGAUGCAGAGCGUGUUGCGGGGUUGGAUCUGGGAUUGGAAGAUCUCCAAGCCUUCCAAGCAGCCCACUUCCCAGGAAACCACCAAGCACUAAACCCUCCCGCGGCAGAGUCUGCCAUCGAGGACGAUGCCUACGCGGAUGAAGAUGACCUCGGGUACUACCCCGACGGUGCGAAGCGCACCCUGACUGAUGAGCAGAUCCGCAUCUUCAGACACAGCGAGAUCCAUGCCCUGCGGCGCGCAAGACAGCUUGAGCAGGACGACGCCGAGUACGAAGCCCGGGCUCGGCAGCUAUCUGAUGACACUGGAACAGGGGCUGAGGUAGAGACUCAGCUGGAUGAGCCACUUCUCGAUGAGAAGAGGAAUGAGAACUUGAGCCAGAGUCAGGGCCAGGGCCAGGGCCAGACUCGUCGAGGAUCCUCCGGUGGAGGGAAGUCACAAAAAAGGGGCAAUCGUGAGACGCGUGAUAAGCCGUCGGAGACACUAGACUAUGAAGAUCACGAACAGAGCACGAUUAACGAGGCCCGCCCAGCUGAAGCUCGUGCGCCCUAUCCCAGCCGGAGGAUUAUCUCCUACGAAGAUUGA
Messenger RNA from Penicillium canariense, 1446 nucleotides. RefSeq lists its product as uncharacterized. Gene Ontology annotation, biological process: U6 snRNA 3'-end processing. The record is from RefSeq and is a predicted model, not a curated record. Gene Ontology annotation, molecular function: 3'-5'-RNA exonuclease activity. Lineage: Eukaryota; Fungi; Ascomycota; Eurotiomycetes; Eurotiales; Aspergillaceae. The coding region runs from base 1 to 1446 and encodes 481 amino acids. Gene Ontology annotation, cellular component: nucleus. The transcript is spliced from 3 exons.